GAUGAAUAUGAAGAGGAAGAGGAGAGGGAGAGGAGAUGAAGAGGAAGAGGAGAGGGAAGCUGCUGUGCUUCAGCCCCUGCUGUGAUGUUUCUUGCAGGGCCCAGAGGCUGAAGUUCAGGCUGAAUCUCUACGAGCUGAAGGAAGGGAGGCAGAUCAAACCCCAGACCUUCAUGAGCAUGGUGUCCAACCUGCUCUACGAGAGGAGGUUCGGUCCCUACUACACGGAGCCGGUGAUCGCGGGGCUGGACCCGCUCAGCCACGAGCCCUUCAUCUGCUCCCUCGACCUCAUCGGCUGCCCCAUGGUCACCGACGACUUCGUGGUCAGCGGCACCUGCUCCGAGCAGAUGUACGGGAUGUGCGAGUCCCUGUGGGAGCCUGACAUGGUGAGCGGGGCUGGGAUCCCCUGGGACCUUCCUGGGAUCUCCUGGGAUCCACUGGGACCUUCCUGGGAUCUUCUGGGAUCCCCUGGGACCUUCCUGGGAUCUCCCCUGGGGUUCCCCUGGGAUCCCCUGGGACCUUCCUGGGAUCUUCUGGGGUCCCCUGGGACCUUCUGGGAUCUCCUGGAAUCUCCUGGGUUCCCCCAGGAUCUCCCCUGGGAUUCCCCCAAGAUCCCCUGGGAUCUCCUGGGUUCCCCUGGGAUC
Molecule: messenger RNA, 641 nt
Organism: Parus major (Great Tit)
Lineage: Eukaryota; Metazoa; Chordata; Aves; Passeriformes; Paridae
Gene: PSMB3
Product: proteasome 20S subunit beta 3
Exons: 2
Cellular component (GO): proteasome core complex
Source: RefSeq, a predicted model, not a curated record